This is a messenger RNA of Fraxinus pennsylvanica, 1008 nucleotides long. Lineage: Eukaryota; Viridiplantae; Streptophyta; Magnoliopsida; Lamiales; Oleaceae. The record is from the annotation of a GenBank genome assembly.
AUGCUGAGGAACAGAUCUAGAGCAGUGAGCAGCAAACAAGGUGUCAUGGGUCCUCCAAGAUUCUUCAAUGGAUUUUCGACAAAAACUGUGUUUGAUUCAGAAAGUUUAAUCAGCCCAAAAUCAAUUCUUGAUUCCCAAAUUUCAUCAAGUUUUCACAACCCAUUUGGUUACGAUAAAAACCUGUCAAAACCCACAAAUUAUAUUCCUGAAAUCAACAAUAAAUUGAAGUUAGAGGGGAUUGGUGUUGCCCUAAUUGACACCAUCAAUUAUCAAGAAAAUGUUGAAGAUGUUUCUAAGCCAAUUAGCAGAAUGAUUAUGUUUGGAACUGAACUUCGUGUAAAAAUUCCUUCUGAUCAUCAUAUUCAUCCCUCAGCACCUUCUUCAUCUGAAUACCCCACUUCUCCAGCUGAUUUCGGAAUCAAAACUCGAAAUUCUCCAGUUUUAAGCCCAUUCUCGCCACCUUCUGCUGAAUCGCCUAAAUCUGUAACUGGUUUUGGAAUCAAGAGGCAAUAUUCUCCGGUUUUAGGUCCACCUCCCCCACAUUCUGCAGCUGAAUCGCCAAAAUCUCCAGCUGAUUUUGGAAUCAAGACUCGAAAUUCUCCGUUUUCAAGUCCAAAUUCAGGCAUUGAGGCCAAUAAUUCACCUCGAAAGGCUUUUACUAAGCAACUUUCAUUCAAAGAAAUGGAGCUUUCUGAGGAUUAUACUUGUGUAAUCACUCAUGGGCCUAAUCCAAAAACCACUCAUAUAUUUGAUAACUGUAUCAUCGAAAGCUGCUGUGGUGUUGUCAAAUUGUCUGAAAAGGAAACAAAAAGUGGGUUUUCAAGAAAAUUUUCCUACUCUCCAUCAAUGAAUUUCCUUAGUUUCUGCUAUACUUGCAAAGACAGUCUUGGACAAGGCAAAGACAUUUACAUGUACAGGGGUGAGAAAGCCUUCUGCAGCCAUGAAUGCCGCGGCCAAGAAAUGUUUUCUGAAGGAACGAAGAAUUCAGAGCUGGAUUUUCCAUUUUAG